Molecule: messenger RNA, 1470 nt
Organism: Solanum lycopersicum (tomato)
Lineage: Eukaryota; Viridiplantae; Streptophyta; Magnoliopsida; Solanales; Solanaceae
Source: RefSeq, a predicted model, not a curated record
AUGGCGCCCGCGGAACUGGAAGAAUUGAGGAAGAAACUAAAGGAGUUGCUUGAUUCGGGACACAUUAGUCAGUCUAAGGUACCGUUUGGCAAAGUGUUCACAAAGAUGGAUUUGAAGAAGAGUUAUUACCAAGUUCAGAUUGCCGAAGGUGAUGAACCCAAGACGACUUGUGUGACGUGCUAUUAUUCCUUGGAGUGUCUGGUCAUGCCCUUUGGCUUGACGAAUGCACCGGCGACGUUCUGUAUGUUGAUGAACAAGCUGUUCCACCAAUACUUGGAUCAAUUUGUGGUUAUUUAUUUAGACGAUAUCGUUGUCUAUAGCAACAGCAUGGAGCAUCACGUGGAGCACUUGUGCGAAGUGUUCAAGGUUUUGUGCGACAAUGACUUGUGGGUGAAGCGGGAAAAAUGCAGUUUCGCUCAACCUACUGUCCAAUUUCUGGGACACACAAUCAGCCAUGGCGAGAUAAGGAUGGACGGCGACAAGGUGGAAUCUAUUAAGAAUUGGGAGGCUCCAACGAAGAAGAACCGUGAGUGGGAAUGGUCUGAUGCUUGUCAAGCUGCCUUCGAGAGACUUAAGGUUGUUGUAAUGGAAGAACCUGUUUUGGCCUUGCAUGAUUUAACUAGGGCAUUUGAAGUUCACACUGAUGCGUCAAACAUUGCUAUGUGUUGCGUCCUAAUGCCAGAGGGCCACCUGAUAGCAUUUGAAAGCAGAAAGUUGAAUGAGGCGGAUUUCUUGGUAGAAUUCAAUUUCACAUUCAAGUACAAGCCAGGGAAGGCUAAUGUUGUUGUCGACGCUCUUUGUCGCAAGGCUGCCUUGGCUGCAAUCUGGGCUAACCUUCGGCGUACGUUGAUCAAAGAGGGGCACGACACUGCUUGUAUUGGCCAUCCUGGGCAGAAGAGAACUCUAGCCUUGAUAGAGGCUUCUUAUUGUUGGCCUCAGAUGAGGGAAGACAUCGAGGCGUAUGUGCGGACUUGUCUAAUUUGUCAAAAAGACAAGGUCGAGACCAAGGGGCCGGGUGGACUGCUUGAGCUGCUGCCCAUUGCUGAAAAACCUUGGGACUGCGUCACGAUUGAUUUCAUUACUUGCUUGCCGAACUCGGAAGGGUUUGGAACUAUUAUGGUCGUAGUGGAUCGAUUUUCAAAGUAUGCAACAUUCACUGUCACGACGGCUUGUUGCAAGGCUAAGGAGGCAGCCCGUAUCUUCUUGCACGGCGUCCUCAUAUAUUGGGGCAUCACCAAGCACAUCAUUAGUGAUCGAGAUCCUAGAUUUACCAGCGCAUUAUGGAGAGAGCUAUUUAGUCUCUUGGGGUCGGAAUUACACUUUUUGACCAGUUUCCAUCGUCAAACAGAUGGGCAGAGCGAGCGGAUCAAUGCGCUCUCUGAGUGCUAUUUGCGGCAAUAUGUAAGUGCCAACCAAAAGGAUUUAGCCAAGCUGCUGGACACUGCCCAAUUCUCUUACAAUUUGCAGUAG